Molecule: messenger RNA, 711 nt
Organism: Moneuplotes crassus
Lineage: Eukaryota; Ciliophora; Spirotrichea; Euplotida; Euplotidae
Source: the annotation of a GenBank genome assembly
AUGUUAGGCAAACAAAGCGACUUAAAGAAAGCUGUUCGUGCAAUGAGCAUGCAGAAGAUUGCCAAGAAGCCAUAUCGGAAGAAAUCAUACUAUUUCCCUAAUAAAUCCAUAUCUGGGCUUAAUACACCCAUGAAAACUGAAAAUAAUGAGUAUACUGACCAACGAGAGACUGAGAAGGAGAUUUCAAGGGCAGAGACCCACUCACAAGAUAGCACAGAGAAGGAGAAUAGGGACUAUACCUCAGAAUAUCUUAAUUUUCUAGAUAAAAACCAAGCUAAGGAAAAUUCUAGGCUAUUUCAGAAAGUCUUGAACAUCCAUAAGGAUAUUGAGACGUGUAUGUCAGAGCUUAAGCAGGAUAGUAUUUCAAAUACAUUUCUUAAUGACAAGCCCACCACUGCGAAAGCAAAGAAGAAGACCUCAACUCCAUCUGUAAGGUCUCCUAGAAGGUCAGUCUCUGUUUCAACAGGCAGGAGUCAUCGGUCUUAUGUUGCUUUCCAGGCAAAGCCUUUGAACAUGAAGUUCAUUGAGAAUCUUGGGAUGGAAAUUCCGCUCAAGAAGUACAUAAAUUCUCAAAAUCGGAAACAGAGAAAGAAGAAGGAAGCGGAGUACAGCUACGCACCUCAGAAAAUCAACCUGCUCAGGAUCCUUCCGAAGAAAGAAUGGAUUGAGAAAAAUGACCAAGAACGAGAGAAAGAUAAUCAAGAAUAAGAU